Messenger RNA from Entrophospora candida, 627 nucleotides. NCBI's taxonomy places the organism in Eukaryota, Fungi, Glomeromycota, Glomeromycetes, Entrophosporales, Entrophosporaceae. The record is from the annotation of a GenBank genome assembly.
AUGUCACAAAAUUUACACUCAUUUGAUUUUACUGAUAAGUUGAAUCUGGAAGAAGGACUUACUUUCGUUUCAUGGGAACAGGCAAAAUUAUUUUUUGAUAAUUUUGCAUUACAAGAGGGUUUUAGUUAUAGGAUUAGACGAAGCGAAUCUGAAGAUGGUAUUGUAACAAGGUUAACAUAUGAAUGUACAAAAUCAGGCAAACACAAUCCACAAAUUACAACAGAUCCUACAAAACAUCAUAAUGUCCAUUCUCAAAAAACAGAAUGUCCAUGGCAUAUUAAUCUUUCUUUUCCAAAGUCAAGUAAUGUAAUAAAAAUUAAUUCCUUUGUAAAUGCACACAAUCAUUCUUUGAACACAAUGAUAGGUGAAAUGGUACCUCAAUUUCAGAAACUUACUUCUUCCAUGUUAAAAGAUAUCAAAAAAUAUGUAGUUAAAGGAAGGAUGGAUUCAGCUUCAAUAUAUCCAUUGCUAAUUAACGAUUAUCCACAAAACACCAUUAAUAAAUAUGACCUUUACAAUGCUGUCUAUAAUAUUCGUCAACAAAAUAACCCUGGUGAUUUUGAUGCAUCACAAAUGAUUAAAAAUUUGUUUGAAAAAUAUGCAAAGGUGGUGAAAAUUCUAACAUAA